CAUUUGGUGAAGUAAUCACUUAAAUUGAUAUACUGAAUGAAUAAAUAUAUGUUACUAUACUGAAGAAGAAUUUACAAAUAGGUAAGUACUACAAAUGGUAACUUUAAGAGCAAAUAAUCAUAUUUAGAUGUUGCAAGUACACUUUAAAAUGAAACAAUUAAAAACUUGCUAAAAAUCAUUAAAUUGGGGCCUUACCUAUUGUAUAUAAAUCAUUUUGUUAAAUAAAAUACAAAGCAAAAAAUGAUCAACAAAAAAGGUCCAACAAUAAAAUAUAAGAUCACAAUUUAUUUACUAAUCACUACAUUUUAUCACUUAAUCUACUGCUUCACCAGCAAAUAUUUUAUCAAGGAGUUCGCAGGCAAGUUGAGACGCAGUUUAAUGAGAUCAGGCGACAGGGACUUUCACCUCAUAAGUUUAUCAAAAUUUAAAAGUGCUACCAACGCAUCUUCAUUAAAUAACAGAAUAAAUAACCCUGAUUCCUGUCCGUUAUGGCAUGAAAUGUUAAUAAUUGAACUGUUAAAAUAAAUAAUUUAUUUAGAUAAUAAUGAUUGAAGUUGUAAUAGCUGUAGCACGCGUUCAUAGUAUGUUACGAACACUAUCUGGAUAUCAUUUGUAAUAAAUAUGCACUUUUAGAGUGCGAAUUUAAUAAUAAAAGAAUUAUAUGGGACAAAAUACGAAAUAUUACAUUAUGUCUCCAAAGACUUCGAUUUUCGUUCAUAACUUCGCGUUAAAACCGUUGAGCGCCCUCUAUGAGAUACGAGCGUAAUCAAUAUCUCUUUAUAAACAACUUACACAAAGGGACUUGUUAAGUUGUCUUUUUGUGUAUGUCACAUUUUGUCAUUGCUGAACAUAUUCAGUAAAUGAUCGAGAACUGCGAGAAAUGUUGCUUUAAAUUCGAAAAAAGCUGUCCUACAGUGAUUAAUGCAUGCAUAAAAUACAAAUUCAAUCGUGGGUUUACUUGAUGGGACUCGUGGGGCCCAGUUUUUGGCAUAGCUUAUACCAAAGCAGCAAUGUUAGUGAGAGGAAGCAUAUGGGGAGUAUCACGAAAUGUCUGAGCAAGAGAUAACGCUACUAGUCUCUCCGUACUGUACAGUGAUGCCACCUCUACCAAUUUGGCAAUGUAUCUACAGAAAAGACCUAAUUUUCUCCCGAUUUUUAUUCUUGCGUACAUUUUAACUCAAAUGUAACUAAUUUAGCACAUUUUUCCUCUCAAGUUUAAGGGUAUAUUAUAAGAAAAAUCACCCUAUAUUCGUCACAUUUCUGUAUAGGAUACCCCAGUAACUGGAGCCCAAAUGGACUUCUACAGAAUUGAUUUCUACUUAAUUUUGAUUAUCUAACGAACAUACAAUUUUGUUAGUGGCAACACUGUAAUCCAAGCCCUUGUGCAUGACGAAAUGGCCUCAUAAAAACGUUGUGAGUGUCCCAAAUUAAAAAAAAUUAAGAGAUAAAAAUACUAUAUAUCCAUUAAAAAAAAAGUGAGGUGAGUUUCCUCAUUUUACCAACUCUAACCCUUCACCUAACCUUUCUCUCUGCGUCUAAACUUGCGCCCGGACAUAGCACACCGGAUAAAACUUGUUAAUACUCAUUACACCUUAAGUACUAAAGUAUUUUGAUAACAAUUUUCGAUCGGAACGCCGAAACGUUUUCAUAUUUCACAAGUAUGUGGUAUAAUUUCAAGAGAUUGCAGAAUUAAGUACUAACAAUAAGUCAUCUCGUCCAUUUUGAACUACUAUUCAAUGUUUAUGAUUAAAAAUCACGAAAUAAAAAUUCAGAAUCUAGCGCAGAAGGUCAACGGCGUUUCCAUUGUGAUAAAUGAUACUGUAAAAUCAAGUUUGUUGGACAAAAUAAAUUUUUAUUGUACUAUAUACCAGAAAUUUAUUACUUACGAUCCAACUUGGUAAGAAUUAUAAAUUAAAAAUAAAGACGCAGCAAUAUUAACUGCUACCAGUUUAAAAAAUUGCUCUAGCUAUCAUAAUUUCGAGUAAACGUGGUUUUAUACUGCCUUACAUAGGUAACUAAUUUGUUAGUAAGUACGGAGAAUAAAUACUAUAUAUUUUCUCCUUAUAUAUUAUUUCAGAGACAUAUGAAUCGCUUAUUUAUGGAAAGCCUCAUGUCUUGUUAUUCCUUUAUCAGAUAUAUUAGUUUAAAAUUAUUGUUUAUUUAUGAAAAGCCACGUGUCAAUGAUAACGGGCUUUUCAUAAAUAAAAGCACUAUUGGCCACAUUGCACGGUCAGCUGAUUGUUGACAGAUAUUUACUGUUUGGAGAUUAAUUAACCUCUUGUUGUUUUAUGUUAUAAUCAACUGUUAAAAAUAAAAUAUUUCUCUUCAGUUAUUGUUAAAGUGAUUUAACUUAUGUUUUGAAAUAAUGUCAGAGAGUGAAAGUGUCGUUGAAAUAGAAGCAGAUAGCAAGAAGCGAAAAUGGGGUGUUUGUUAACAUGAAGAAUAUAAUGUUAAUCGAAUUAAAAAAGCUAGAUGUCGUGGUGAAGAAUAUAUAAAUUACAGAGGAAAUGUUGUUGAACCACGCAAAACAGGAUUACCAUGCUCGUAAGUUACGUUUUAUCUUAUAAUGUACAAUUUUAGACAGGAAAUAAGAUGAUAAUUAGAAGUCAGUUUUAAAACCUAGCUUAGUUCCACAAUAGUAACCUUUUUCAAAUGUUGCAAAUGCGGAUUGAGAUGUUUGAGAGAUUUGAGAAGUUAUGUGAAGAGGACCAAGUUGAAAUUUUAUGCAGAGAGGUACACUUUUCAAACAAAAAUGAGCAAGACCUUUGUUACCAGUCCUUAAUAGAAGCAGGGCCCUUACAGAAGAGGAGGUCAAGAUUAAAACAAAACACUUCCGAAGAUGAAGCUGAAGAUGUUUUUUUUAAGCCCAAACAUUCUGUUGAGCAUAAAAGUUCUUUUAAAUUCUAUGCCUUGCUUCGUGAGAAAAGGAUCAACAUCUGCAAAAAGGCUUUUUUAAGUCUGCACUGUAUUGGUGAAAAAAGGAAUCUAGCGCAGAAGGUCAACGGCGUUUCCAUUGUGAUAAAUGAUACUGUAAAAUCAAGUUUGUUGGACAAUAAUAAAUUUUUAUUGUACUAUAUACCAGAAAUUUAUUACUUACGAUUUAAACUUGAUUUGGAAGACCCCAACUUGACACUUAUUGUGGAAUGUGAACUGCUCAAUACUACAAUAAAAAAUCCUCAGUUAAAUGGAACAGCAAAAACGAGUUGCAGUUGCGCAGCUACUUGUGCAUAAAAGGCGUAGCAAAAAGUUUUUAUUCAUUCCUUCUACAGACGAAAGAAUACUGUACCGAAACAUUAAUAAUGACACUGCAACAUUUUAUUUAUACCACCAGGGAGUUGGAAAGGGAAGUAACGAAGUUUGCUCUUUCUUGGAGAAGUAUAUUGACGAGAAUGUUCCUGCUAAUGUAGAUGAAUUGUACUUAUACAGUGACAACUGUAGUAUAGGACAAAAUAAAAAUCAUCCGAUGAUAGGUUUUUAAUGCAACUUACAGAUAGUGGAAUAUUCAAAAAAGUUGUCUAUAGACUUCCAAUAAGGGGUCACUCCUAUUUGC
Messenger RNA from Diabrotica balteata, 3550 nucleotides. Lineage: Eukaryota; Metazoa; Arthropoda; Insecta; Coleoptera; Chrysomelidae. The record is from the annotation of a GenBank genome assembly.